Messenger RNA from Hyalella azteca, 565 nucleotides. Its product is annotated as sugar transporter ERD6-like 7. Gene Ontology annotation, biological process: transmembrane transport. Gene Ontology annotation, cellular component: membrane. Lineage: Eukaryota; Metazoa; Arthropoda; Malacostraca; Amphipoda; Hyalellidae. The record is from RefSeq and is a predicted model, not a curated record. Gene Ontology annotation, molecular function: transmembrane transporter activity.
AUGAGCGCAGGCUCGAGCUUCAGUGUACUGUAUGCGUUGGGCGUGGUGUACUCGUACGUCCUGGGCAUGUGGCUACCGUGGCAGCAACUCGCUGUGGCGUGCCUGGGUCCUUCUGUGGCGUGCACGUCGCUGUUACCCUUCUUUCCUGAGUCCCCGACUUUCCAUUUACUCAAAAAUAGAACAGACAAAGCAAAAGCAGCGCUUCAAAGAUUCCGAGGCCGUGACGUUGACAUAGAAGAAGAGUUUGGGAAGCUGCAGCAAUUCGUCCAGUCAAACGCGACACAAAAUCGAUCGUGGUCACUUAUCACACAAGCAACUGUGUACAAACCCCUGCUUAUUGUCGGCUUGGCCUUCGUGGCACGAACAUUUACAGGCAUAACUGGCAUCGAGUCCCACAGUAGCCUCUUUCUUAAGGCGGCCAAAGGAGCGCUGCCAGACCAGUUGGGGGCGACGGUGUUCGUCCUGUGCUCCACAGUCUCUUGUUUCUUCGUCAAAUUUAUCAUGGACUCGGUCGGGAGGCGCCCCCUGCUGAUCGCUUCUGCGUCCGGCGUUAGCUUAUGUCUAG